Messenger RNA from Cucurbitaria berberidis CBS 394.84, 855 nucleotides. RefSeq lists its product as uncharacterized. The coding region runs from base 151 to 855 and encodes 234 amino acids. Gene Ontology annotation, molecular function: protein binding. The transcript has 2 exons. Lineage: Eukaryota; Fungi; Ascomycota; Dothideomycetes; Pleosporales; Cucurbitariaceae. The record is from RefSeq and is a predicted model, not a curated record.
CUUUGUUUCACUACAUUUGGAACACCUUGAGGAUUUUCUAUCGCCAUAAAUCCUCCGUAAAAUCGUCCCAGGUGACGCGCUGCUAUCUCCUACCUGAAAGGCUACCAUCAAGUGUUACUCUCUAUCAGAUCGCACCAGAAGCAGCCCACUAUGUCGGAACUCGCAUUCUGCAAAUCAUUCCUCAGUGCCCUCGAUGCGCGUCCGGCAAAGCUCUCUUCAGAUCACAUCGCAGAUGCGCGACAGUACCCUGCGCAAGGUGCUUACACGCUUCCCCGCCUCCCACACCCGCCUCACCCCUCUCGACCAAACCCCCAAUCUACCAGUACAGCUCGCGAUGCCUCCACAGCGUCCACGAUAAACGUAUCUCUCAAACCCAUGAAACCAAGCACACCUACGAUCUCAUUAUCCUCCAUCGACCCCUCCAAAACUUCCAUCUACGACUUGAAGCAGCAGUACGCGACAUCAACCUCCAUACCAGCUGCCAAAAUAAAGAUCCUGUACAAGAAGAAGCCAGUCAUGGACUCAAAGACUGUCGCGGAAAUUAUCGGGACUGGGGCGGGAGGCGAUGUCGAGUUUAGUGUCAUGGUACUGGGUGGAGCCGCUGUAGGAGGGACACCGCCAGUUACAAGCCCACCUGCCGUUGCGCCAAGUGAGGCGGACAAGGGAUUAGCUGGCAAUGUCGGCGAGUCGUCAGGUACUGGUGCUGCAGCGGUUGGACCAAGUGGGAAGGAGCUCGUUGCUACGGAGGAGUUCUGGGGAGACUUGAAGAAUUUCGUGCUGCAGAGGAUAAAAGACGAACAGGAGAGCGAGAGGCUAGUAGGUGUGUUCAGGAGUGCUUGGAAUGAGAGCAAAUAA